Messenger RNA from Quercus robur (English oak), 4096 nucleotides. RefSeq lists its product as uncharacterized. Gene Ontology annotation, biological process: peptidyl-serine phosphorylation; peptidyl-threonine phosphorylation. The record is from RefSeq and is a predicted model, not a curated record. NCBI's taxonomy places the organism in Eukaryota, Viridiplantae, Streptophyta, Magnoliopsida, Fagales, Fagaceae. The coding region runs from base 323 to 3688 and encodes 1121 amino acids. The transcript is spliced from 11 exons. Gene Ontology annotation, molecular function: protein serine/threonine kinase activity; protein binding; ATP binding.
CUAUUUAUACCCCCAAAAUAAAAACGGUACAACCAGAUUCUAGGGUUUCCCUCUCUCUUUAAUCUUUAUACGAUAUCUGUGUUUCGUAACUUUUUUAAUUUUCUAGGAGCGGUACUACUACGCUCCUCCCUUACUGACAAAAACCCUUUAGAUUUUCCGUCAUUCUUUCUUUCCAUGAUUUGUACUUUUUAAUUUUCUUACCUUCCAAACAGAUCUUUACCCCCCAAAACCCAUUGAUUUUUCCUGCCAAUUCCACAAAAUUCGUUUCCUUCUCUGACAAAUCCCUCGCUUAUGCUCCGCUCCAUCUUUGCCUCCAAUCCCGAUGCAGCUCGCCAAUUCGGACCAACCCGCUUCCGAAUCCCCCAAAAACUCGGAAAAGUCCGAAACUUCAAAACCCCCCAAGCCCUCCGUGGUUGACGAUGGCGAUGCUGAUGCCGAGGAUGGACCGGUUCUUGAUGUUUCCGGGAAAAGUUUCGAGGUUUCGACGUUGGAGAACUCAAACGACGCCGUGGAGGGUUUGUAUCUGUACAAAAACGUGUUCAAUUUGAUACCGAAAUCGCUGGCCGGGCUCGGGCGGCUGAAGAGGUUGAAGUUCUUCGGGAAUGAGAUUAAUUUGUUUCCUUCGGAGUUUGGGAGCUUGGUUGGAUUGGAGUGCUUGCAGGUUAAGAUAUCGUCGCCCAGUUUUGGUGGGUUGCCACUGAAUAUGCUCGAGGAUUUGAAGGAGCUUGAGCUUUCUAAAGUGCCGCCUCGGCCUUCGGCUUUCCCGAUACUUGGCGAGAUUGCUGGCCUCAAGUGCCUGACUAAGCUCUCUGUUUGCCAUUUUUCCAUAAGAUACCUUCCUCCAGAAAUUGGCUGCUUAAAUAAGUUGGAGUUUCUAGAUCUUUCAUUCAAUAAGAUGAAGAGUUUGCCCACUGAAAUAAGUAAUUUGAAUGCCUUGAUAUCAUUUAAAGUUGCUAAUAAUAAAUUGGUGGAACUCCCUUCGGGUUUGUCCGCUUUGCAAAGGCUGGAGAACUUGGACCUCUCAAAUAAUAGGCUGACAUCAAUAGGGUCUCUUGAACUUGACUCAAUGCAUAACCUUCAAAAGUUAAAUCUCCAGUACAAUAAGCUCCUCAGCUAUUGUCAAAUACCUUCAUGGAUAAGCUGCAAUUUGGAAGGGAAUGGUAGAGAUGCAUCCAAUGAUGAUUUCAUCAGUUCUUCAGUUGAAAUGGAUGUGUAUGACACUACCAUGGAAAAUGAGAGAAGUCUUUCCUGUAAUGAUGCAGGCUCUAGUCAUACAUCACCAACCUUAUUAACUGUGACAUCAUCAAACAGUAGAUGCUUCGCAGCCCGUAGGACAGGCAAGCGAUGGAAACGACGGUAUUAUUUGCAGCAGAAAGCUCGUCAAGAACGCUUGAACAACAGUAGAAAGUGGAAAGGUAUAGAUUGUGACAAGGUGUUAACUAUGAAAGCAGAAGAAAACAUCAAAUCCAGCAACCUCAAUGUCCCUGCUACUGAAACUUGUGUAGAAGGUGCCUCAGACAUUGUAGGUGUGGAUGAUGAUGAUAAGCAAAUUGUUUCUGGAGAAGCUGAAAGUGAAAAUUUGCCUAGUGUGGCCAAGGAUAAUGAAAUUGGUUCCAGAAAGGGGUUUGGUGACUCUGCUCCAAAAAGAAAAGGGGGUGAAGAUGAAUGCUGUGAACCUGACUUAUCUCUGAUCUCCACACAGAAUGGGGCUGGUGAGGAAGAUGAAGGUUCGUCUUCAGAAACAUUGAAAAGUAUCUCCAAGUCAAAAAGGCAUUGUGAUAGGGAUCUUGAUAAUCCCAAGCCAUGCAAGUCUCGUAAACCAAUUGAAGAUAGCUCAAAUUUGUCUCACAAGUACAGUAAUGACUCAUUUUGUAGCGUUGAGGAUCAUCUACCAGAUGGUUUCUAUGAUGCGGGGCGUGACCGACCCUUCAUGUCACUGAGUGAUUACGAGCAAAACUUGCAUCUUAAUUCACGUGAAGUCAUUCUUGUGGACAGGAAGAGGGAUGAAGAGUUAGAUGCGAUUACACUAUCUGUUCAAGCAUUGGUGUUUCAUUUCAAGCAAUUAAAUGGUUUAAGCAGAAAUAGGGAUCAGGAUGCUGUUGAUGUCCUGCAGAUUGCAUCAUUGCUUGCUCUUUUUGUAUCAGAUCAUUUUGGAGGUAGUGAUAGAGGUGCUCUUGUUGAAAGGACACGAAAAGCAGUCUCUGGUUCAAACUAUCAAAAGCCCUUUGUUUGCACUUGCUCAACUGGAAACAGAGAGAGUAUUGGUACAACCAACAAGGCAGUUGUGGACACUGUUGAAGAUAUUAUUUUUUCUGAUCUCUGUGAGAAAUCCAUCAGCUCUAUUAAAGUAAGAAGAAAUUCUGUAAUAGUUCCUAUAGGGGCCCUGCAGUUUGGUGUGUGCAGGCAUAGAGCAUUGCUCAUGAAGUAUUUAUGUGACCGGAUGGAGCCUCCUCUACCUUGUGAGCUUGUCAGGGGUUACCUGGAUUUCAUGCCACAUGCCUGGAAUGUUGUUCCCAUCAAGAGGGGUGAUUCUUGGGUUCGCAUGGUUGUUGAUGCAUGUCGUCCACAUGAUAUAAGAGAAGAGACAGACUCGGAAUAUUUUUACAGAUACAUUCCUCUCAGGCGGACUCCAGUUCCCCUUUCAAGUGAAACUGGAUUAGGUGCUGAUUGUUCUUUUUCGUCUAUAUCUUGUUGUGAUGAAAUUGAGAAGGCGGGUUCUAGCUCUCUUGUUCGUUGCAAAUUUGGAUCCGUUGAGGCUGUAGCAAAGGUGCGUACUUUGGAAGUAUGUGGGACUUCAGCGGACAAAUUAAGUAAUUUUGAGUACAGUUGUUUAGGGGAAGUAAGAAUUUUAGGUGCUUUGAGACAUUCCUGCAUAGUAGAAAUGUAUGGACAUCAAAUAUCUUCUAAGUGGGUUUCUUCAGUGGAAGGAAAUCCGGAGCGUCGUAUAUUAACUUCUGCAAUUUUCUUAGAGUAUAUAGAAGGGGGAUCUUUAAAGAGUUAUGUAGAGAAGCUAUCAAAAGCUGGCGAGAAGCAUGUCCCAGUGGAGUUGACAUUGUGCAUUGCUAGAGAUGUUGCUUGUGCAUUGGCAGAGCUGCAUUCGAAACACAUUAUUCAUCGUGACAUAAAAAGUGAAAACAUUUUGAUUGAUUUGGAUAGGAAGAGAGCUGAUGGAAUGCCAGUUGUGAAGCUCUGUGAUUUUGAUAGAGCAGUGCCUCUUCGCUCUCACUUACAUACCUGUUGCCUUGCUCAUAUUGGAGUACCUCCUCCUGAUGUUUGUGUUGGAACACCUCGUUGGAUGGCUCCAGAGGUUCUGCGGGCAAUGCAUGAACGCAACACAUAUGGACUGGAAGUUGAUAUUUGGUCAUUUGGCUGUGUGCUUUCGGAAUUAUUAACUUUGCAAGUCCCGUAUCUUGGAUUAUCUGACUCACAUAUAUAUGAUCUCCUUCAGAUGAGCAAGCGACCACAAUUGACAGAUGAGCUGGAGGCUUUAAGCUCAAUCAGUGAGCCAGCAAUGGCUCAAUCUGGUGCUGAGCUGGUGGAAUCAGAGGCUGAAUUAGAAACAUUGAGCUUCCUUGUUGAUUUAUUCCGCCGGUGUACUGAGGAAAAUCCAAAAAACCGUCCUAAAGCUGAAGAACUCUAUGAAAUGUUGCUUGCACGCACUAGCAAUGCUACCAGUUCAAGAUGUUAGGAACAGAAGUAGCUUUGCCUUGGGUAAUAAUCUCUCUCACACUUUUUAAGUUUUGUAGCACUAGUGACUAGGACGUCUUAUUCUUAUAUUUUUAUUUAUAAAUCUUGGGAUCAAAUAUUUAGAUUUGCCCAAUAAUUAUUGUAGUUUCACUGGUUAGUUUAGCAGCCACAGUGAGUUAUGUUUCUGUAUCAGUAACAUCUGAGGUUUAGGUACAUUCGGGACAUCAAUUAUCUGUAACCCGUUUUCCUCUCUUUGUUGGGUUAGUAACAUGCAUUCUGAUUGAGAUCUGUAAAUUUUGUAGGUAGUUCUGUUUUUGGGUUGUGCAAUUCUUAAGCGUCCUUGUAACUUUCCCAAAUGUAAGUAGACUUUUAUUAAUUUAUAAAAAGUAACUCCAAUUUUGAUUUGGCA